Mya arenaria is the source of this 2879-nucleotide messenger RNA. RefSeq names its product mitochondrial carnitine/acylcarnitine carrier protein-like. NCBI's taxonomy places the organism in Eukaryota, Metazoa, Mollusca, Bivalvia, Myida, Myidae. Gene Ontology annotation, cellular component: mitochondrial envelope. The transcript has 9 exons. The record is from RefSeq and is a predicted model, not a curated record. Gene Ontology annotation, molecular function: O-acyl-L-carnitine transmembrane transporter activity. Bases 63 to 962 code for a protein of 299 amino acids. Gene Ontology annotation, biological process: carnitine transmembrane transport; mitochondrial transport.
UCGUUCCCAUUCGUGACCUCGGAGCAGCAAAACGGGUUCUAUCGGGCUCAUCGACGUGUAACAUGGGUAAGAAAGUGAAUCCAGUGAAAGAUUUCCUCGCAGGAGGCUUUGGCGGAGUAUGCUUGGUCUUCGCUGGCCAGCCGUUGGACACAAUCAAGGUGCGACUUCAGACCAUGCCGAAGCCACUACCUGGCCAGUCGCCUCUCUACAAAGGAACCUGGGACUGUGCCAUGCAGACCAUCAGGAAGGAGGGUCCCAAAGGUCUGUACAAAGGGAUGGCCGCACCUCUUGCCGGAGUCUCUCCCAUGUUUGCCAUCUGUUUUCUCGGCUUCGGCAUUGGCAAGAAGCUCCAACAGAAACAUCCUCAUGAUGACCUCACGUAUUUCCAGUACUGGAAUGCUGGGAUGUUGGCUGGUGUAUUCACCACAGCGAUCAUGACCCCGGGGGAGAGAAUCAAGUGUUUGCUUCAGAUCCAGGCAGAUGGUAAGACAAAGAAAUAUGCAGGCCCAAUUGACUGCGUGAAGCAGCUGUACAGAGAGGGUGGGAUCCGCAGCAUUUACCGAGGCACCGGUGCUACACUACUCAGGGAUGUUCCAGCAAGUGGAAUGUACUUCAUGUCAUACGAAUGGCUUCAGCAUGUGAUGGCCCCUGCAGGGUCCGAUCGGAGUGAACUGAGUGUGGGCAGGACGCUGUUUGCUGGAGGUAUGGCAGGCAUCUUUAACUGGACCGUCGCCAUCGGCCCGGACGUACUCAAAUCUCGAUUACAAACAGCCCCAGAGGGCAUGUACCCUAAUGGUAUCCGGGAUGUGUUUCGACAUCUGAUAAAGGAGGAGGGGCCUGCCGGUCUCUUCAAGGGCCUAACACCAGUCAUGCUCAGGGCAUUCCCAGCCAAUGCUGCGUGUUUCAUGGGGUACGAAUUGGCCAUGAAGUUCUUGCAUUGGAUGAUGCCAGAGAAUGAUUGAUAGUGGACAGUCUUUAGAAUAUUGCCAUUAUAUUAUUGUGAUAUCUUCAUUGUUGCGUUUAGUUCCUCGUUGUUUAUGUGCUUAUUCUAUGCCUGUAUAAAUUAUAAAAGAAGGAUAUAUUUUAGAACUGGAAGACUUCGGAAUAUGAAAGAAAAGCAUAUUAUUCACAUUAAGUACAUUCAGCUAUCAGGAUUUGGCUCAUCUUUGACCUAUUAAAUUACAGUAUGGACACUUGGCAUUUAUAAAAUUGUAAUCCUCCAAUGGUUAAAAGAAAGCCUGAAAUUCACAUUGAAUUAUAUAUUUUGUAAAAUUACAGAAAACUGCUGUAAAAAAGUGUGUUUAAAUGCUUCAAGAGUUGUUAGUCUGUAAAUUAAAAUUUUAAGUAGAGUGAAAAGAGUCAAAGAGGUAGAGAAACAUCACUUGUAAGUGUAGCUACCGAUACAAAUAAGUUUGUGAAUCUGCAGAUAUAUGUAGGCCUUAAAACUCCCACACUUCCCUCAUAAUUUGUAAAUUUCUUCGCAAUCAUAGGAUACAUUUAAGGGCCGGCCACAAUGCAAAAGUGGAUGGGGAAGGUAAAAAACUAAAACAUUUAAAAAGUUCAUGUUUUAUUUAGUUUUGAGGCACAAUCUUUUUUUAGGAGUGAAACAUAUAUUCUUGGUGACAUGUUUUGGGGAAGUAAGGAGUUGAAACAAAUUAUACAAAAGAAAAUUUUAUAAAAUUUUGGAUCAAAAAGCAUUCACAUUAUUUCGGAAAAGUCUGGUGACAUUAUUACUUUGUUUUUAUGUUAAAGUGCCCCAGACUACAUAUUUAACAAUGUCUUGAGAGUUCUUGAUGAUAUCUUGUCAAAUAAGAAAGUUAUUUAGAGAAAUAGUGGAUGAAAUUUAUUUCCGGGUUACAAAUAUGCAUGUAUCUUUUUUAAAAUAGCUGCAAUUAACACAAAGCCCCAAGACAUUGUUGAUUGGGCAGUUCUGAUAAAUUACACUCAUAAACAUAUUCUUUUUGUAUUAAGACAUUUCCGGCAAAACAUAAAUGCUUUUUUAUCGGAAAUCUGAUAAAAUAUUAUUUCAUCGAAAAUUGCUCGCUUUCUAAUUAUAGCUUUUCAUGUUGCAACGUAUAUAUAAAUCAUGCUUGUUAAAUAUUGAACCUCAAAACUGAACAGAUUAUUUUUUAAACAUUUUAAAUUUUGGUCCUUUUAUUGACUUUUGCAUUGCUGCCGGCCUUAAACUCUGUCUAUUUGACUACUCAAUCCCAUACAUGUGAUGCUAAUCUCCUUGAUGUUAGCCGGACUCUUUAAACUUGUACACCACACAUACAAGUCGAAUUUCGCUACUUCUCCAAAAUUAUUAUCAAUUCCACACUACUGUUGUUGACGAAGACCAUGUAACAAAUAUUUCGGAGUUUUUAAACUGAAUCAACAUGUAAGACCUGUAUGCUGUAAUACUUUCAUGAGUUUCUUUGUAAGCCAGUUCUCCUUUGUCUAGUCCAACCAUUUAUUUGUCAAUAUUGUUAACACAUUAAUUAAAUAACAUAAUGUCUAAUGUUUAGACUUCUCUUUAGCUAUGGGGAUGGAUGUUUUACUAGUGUUAACUUAUUUCAGCAAAUUCAUUUGAACCCCUGUUUCUGUUAAGUACUUCCUUUAUGCACUUAUUUAAUUGUGAUAUAAUUAUAUUAGGAUAAAUAUAGGUAAUGAAUCUUUGCAUGAGUAUUUUGUUAUGUAAAUUCGACUGCAUUUUGUUGGAGAUACUGAUUGGCCCAUUCACAAUAAUGCAGCAUACCGAGUGUUGUAUAUGAUCUGUUAUGAUUAUAUCAUUAAUCUGUCAUGUAAUUGACAGGAGACAAUUAACUGUCAAUAUAUAUGUACAUGGUUAAUGUUAUUGGUGCACAUUAAAUGAGAAAAAUAAAGAGUUUCAUCAAUGA